GUUAUCUUUGUCAGGAUCUAACAUCUUCUGACAGCUCCGGGUAACGGAACUUGAUGCAGCCAUCCCGGUCACACGUCCCUUUGGGAUCUACAUAAAGGCCGGACGACAUCCCUCCUCUAGAGGGCCAAGGAGAGAUACACUCACCAGCCCUGAACCCACACAGUUACAAGCCAGAUCUCCAGAGCUUCUCUCACUUCACUUAACCAACCAACCGACCACACCAACAAUGCUCCGCCCCACCGUUCUCGCCCUCGCAGCCGCAGUCGCAGCCGCCCUCUCCGGCACGGCCUCCGCGCAGGCCAACAAGCUGUUCACGGGCCAGGGCUACAUCCGGGUGCUGAACAGCAGCACGGUCGACGCGGCGGUGCCGUCGGCGGCCGUCGGCUGCCUCGACGCCACAGGGGCGGCGACGGCGUCGGACUGCGCCGUCUUCACCAGGGUGGACGAGUACCCGCGCGUCGUGCGCAGCCCGCUGGGCAACUGCAGCUUCUCCGACGAGGACAUGCCCGUCAACAGCGACAGCGUCUACGGGCGGAGGAACCAUGCCUGGUCGUGCCGGGCUGGGAGCCCUGCGAGGGAUGUUGACCAGUUUGCUUCGAUUGAUGGGCUUGACUACCCUCUUAUCUGUAACAUGGCGGUCAAUUGCUUCUACGACAUAGAGAGAGCCCCCGAGGGGGAUGACAGGCUGCCCGUGUGGCAGUUUGUCUGGGGCAGCAUGGAGAUGGGCGUCCCGCCGGGACACCUGAAGACGGCUUGGUUGUGGGAGCCAAUUCAAGAAUCGGCGUAG
Messenger RNA from Phialemonium atrogriseum, 787 nucleotides. RefSeq lists its product as uncharacterized. The record is from RefSeq and is a predicted model, not a curated record. The transcript is spliced from 2 exons. Bases 227 to 787 code for a protein of 186 amino acids. Lineage: Eukaryota; Fungi; Ascomycota; Sordariomycetes; Cephalothecales; Cephalothecaceae.